This is a messenger RNA of Numida meleagris (helmeted guineafowl), 1912 nucleotides long. RefSeq names its product MPN domain containing (gene MPND). Gene Ontology annotation, biological process: double-strand break repair. The transcript has 13 exons. The record is from RefSeq and is a predicted model, not a curated record. Gene Ontology annotation, molecular function: polyubiquitin modification-dependent protein binding; metallopeptidase activity. Lineage: Eukaryota; Metazoa; Chordata; Aves; Galliformes; Numididae. The coding region runs from base 1 to 1710 and encodes 569 amino acids. Gene Ontology annotation, cellular component: BRISC complex; BRCA1-A complex.
AUGGCCACGGCUGCGGGGCCCCUCCCGCACCGCCGGCACCGCCCCGAGCGAAGGCGUCCCCAUUUCCAUCGAUCCCAUUUCCACCCAUCCCAUUUCCACCCAUCCCAUUUCCACCCAUCCCAUUUCCACCCAUCCCACCUCCGCUGUGACAAUGCCCUCUGCGUCUCCCCAUGGUCGGGGACACCCAAAGGUGCUGCCCCCAGGGGGUGGGGAUACCCCACUUGGGGUGGGGGUGGUGACACAGGCGCUGUUCCCCCCCGCCCCGCAGCGCUGGCGGCCGCCUCCCCGAGUGGGGACGAGUGUGCGGAGGAGGAGGAGGAUGAGCUGGAGCCGGGGCUGGACGAGGCCGAGCCGGAGCCCGACAGCGGGGCGAGGGCGGCGGGGGGGUCCCGGGGGGCCGUGCUCACACGUCGGGGCAUCACUCUGCGCGUGCUGCUCCGCGAUGGGCUCCUGGAGCCGGGACGUGGGGUCCUCUCCAUCUACUACUUGGGCAAGAAGUUUGUGGGGGACCUGGGGGCGGAUGGGGCCAUCACGUGGCAGGAGACGGGGCAGGUGUUCGGCUCGCCCAGCGCCUGGGCCACGCACUGCAAGCGCCUGGUGAACCCCGCCAAGAAGUCGGGCUGCGGCUGGGCCUCCGUGCGCUACAAGGGGCAGCGGCUGGACCAGUACAAGGCCGCCUGGCUGCGCCGGCACCAGCCCCACACGCCCGGCGACGAGGCGCUGCCCAGUGAAGGCGAGGAGGACGAGCUGCCCGAGGAGGAGGAGGAGGAGGCCGGGGACGGCAGGACACCCGCACCAGAGCCAGCAGCCACCAAGAGAAUGGAGGAGAAGAGCAAGAAGCAGCUGGGCCGCAGCGCAGCAGAGCAGGAGCCCACCCCCCCGGGGAGGAGGCUGGAGAGCAAGGCCCGGGCGCCCGUCCGCUACUGCACGCUGGGCACGCGCGAUGCCGCCAGGAACCCGCAGACGCUGGUGGAGGUGACGUCCUUCGCCGCCAUCAAUAAGUUCCAGCCCUUCAACGUGGCCAUCUCCAGCAACGUCCUCCUGCUGCUGGAUUUCCACAGCCACCUGACGCGCAGCGAAGUGGUGGGGUACCUGGGGGGCCGCUGGGACACCAACACGCAGCUGCUGACCGUGCUGCGCGCGUUCCCGUGCCGGAGCCGCCUGGGUGACGCCGAGGCCGCGGGCGCCGUGGAGGAGGAGAUCUGCCAGAGCCUGUUCCUGCGGGGGCUGUCGCUGGUGGGCUGGUACCACAGCCACCCCUUCGGCCCCGCGCUGCCCUCCCUGCACGACAUCGACGCGCAGAUGGAUUACCAGCUCAAGCUGCAGGGCAGCGGCAACGGCUUCCAGCCCUGCCUGGCCCUCAUCUGCGGGCCGUACUAUCACGGUAACCCCGGGGUGGAGUCCAAGAUCGCGCCCUUCUGGGUGAUGCCGCCGCCGGAGCAACGGCCCAACGACUACGGCAUCCCCAUGGACGUGGAGGUGGCCUACAUCCAGGACGGCUUCCUCACCAACGACGUGCUGCAGGAGAUGACGCUGCUGGUGGAGUUCUACAAAGGAGCCCCCGACCUGGUGAAGUUCCAGGAGCUGUGGAGCCAGGACCAGACCUACCUGGACAAGCUGAAGGGCUCCCUGGCCUCCCGCAGCCCCAAGGACCAGAGCUUCGCCCACAUCCUGGAGCAGAUCUACGGCCUGCUGAGGCACAGCAGCUGAGGGGGGGAGCUGCGAGCAGCACCGUGUGGAUGCGGCAGCGCCUGCUGCUCCCAGGAGCCCAGUGCAGGGACCCGGAGCCGGCAGCUGGGGGCCCAGGGCAGGGCAGCAGUGACAGGGAGGGUGGUGGCGGAGGUGGGGGACGCGUGGGGUCCCAACGCUUUCACAGUGUAACAAAGCACGGAGAAAUAAAUGAGAAAACACA